UCUCUCUGUCUCUCUCUGUCUCUGUCUCUGUCUCGGUCUUGUAUUGUCCACAUUGACCCUGAAGUUCUGGUUUCAAGUGAUUCUGGCCCUCCUGCCUCAGCCUCCUGAGAAGGCAGAACUACUGGCAGACACCAGUUUCCCUCUGGCACUAAAUAAGAACUGGAUCCAAAUUUCUACCACAGAGGGUCCAGCUGGCACUGCAACCCCAGCUGUAGCUCAGUGGCCCAUGCCAUGAGCCAUCCCACUUCUGAUCAGUCCCUCCCCAGACCACCCCCAGUACAGCUUUUAACCAUCAUGAACCCCUAUCUGUCAUCCCCCCAACCCCCCACAAUUGUGCUUCUCCAUUUUACCACAUCUCACCUGUUUAAGGCUUAUUGUUUAGUUUCCCACCAUGCUCCCCGAGAAUACUGUUCUCUAAGCAGACAGUGUGUCUUUUGUCUCUGGCCUGUGCCCAGGAUGUUGAUGGGCACUCAGUGAGGAUUGGUUGGUUGCUUGAAUGAAUGAAGGAGUGUUGGAGCCAGCAAAUGAAUGAACACACUAGCCCCUGACAAGGAGCCUUCACCCCACCUGCCUGGAAACCAACCUCUCCCCUGCCCUUUGUAGCCUUCCUUCCCUCCGUGGAGUGUGACGCUGGGCAUGCUGGGGACCAUGCAGAGGGCUGGGGCCGGAGCCCGCAGGGCCUCCGACUGCGGGCCUGCACCUUACCGGCCCAGGUGCAUUGCCAAGUUUGCCCAGUACGUGGGAUCCUUUCCUGUGGACGACUUGGACACACAGGAGGGUGUGUACCUUGUGCAGCAGCAGCUCUGGGCACUGCAGGACUGUUCCAGACGCCGUGCGGUCAUCCUGAAAUUCAGUCUCCAGGGUCUCAAGGUCUACAGUGGGGAGGGUGAGGUGCUCCUGAUGGCCCAUGCCCUGAAGCGCAUCCUCUACACCACCUGGUGCCCAGCCGCCUGUCAGUUUGCUUUUGUUGCCCGGAACCCGCGCAGCCCAGCCAGCAAGCGAUUCUGCCAUCUCUUUGUGGGGAGCCAGCCUGGAGAGGUCCAUAUCCUGUACCUGCUGCUCUGCCGCUCCUUCCAGCUUGCUUACCUCUCACAACACCCUGAGGAGAGGGCGCAGCCUGAGUCCUGCCUGGGGUCUGUGGGGGACGUGUCCCCAAAGCCACUCUGCAGCCCCGGGGCACCCCCUGCCCUAGUGCGAGAGCCCUUCAGCCGGGACCAGCUGUCACAGAACGUCCACGCCCUGGUUUCCUUCCGGCGAACUCCAGCGGGAGGGCUACUGGGCAGUAGUGGGAAGGAGAUGCCGGAGCCUGAGGGCCGUGGGGGCACCCGUCACACUCGCCUGGGGAACCCCUACUGCUCUCCCACACUGGUGCGCAAGAAGGCCAUUCGCAGCAAGCUGAUCCGCUCUGGGGCCUACCGAGGCUGCACCUAUGAGAUGCAGCUGCAGCUAUCAGCCCGGGAGGCCUUUCCAGCUGCAUGGGAGGCAUGGCCCCGCAGCCCUGGUGGUCCCUCGUGCCUGGUGGAGAAUGAGGGUAGUCUGACAGAGAACAUCUGGGCCUUUGCUGGCCUCUCCAGGUCCUGUGCUCUUGCCCUGCUGCGGAGAGAUGUGCAUGGGGCCUUCCUGUUGUGGCCAGAGCCAGGUACCAGUGACCAGUGGAGCCUGUCUGUGCGGACCCAGUGUGGCGUGGUGCCUCACCAGGUCUUCCGGAACCACCUGGGCCGGUACUGCCUAGAGCACCUGCCAGCAGAGUUCUCCAGCCUGGAGGCCCUGGUGGAAAGCCACGCCGGGAUGGAGCGCAGCCUCUUCUGCCCACUCAGCAUGGGCCGCCUCAACCCCACCUAUGAAGAGCAAGACUGUGGUCCUGAAGGCAGGCUGCCCCGGACUCUGCGGCCCCUCAGCCAUGCCAAGUCCGAGGCAGAACUGCAAGGCCUGGGCUAGGACGCAAGGCCUCAAUCCCCUGUGGGCCCAGCCUUGCCUUGGGCCCUGGUCUGCGGCAGUCACUCUGUCCUUCUUGCACCCCACUCACUGGUCACCAGCUUCAAACAGGUCACUCUGCCCCUCGAUCAGUCUUCCAUCACUUCACGCCCACGGGAGGGGAGCUCUGAGGUUGGAGAUGGAGAUACCAGGGCUUCUCGCAGGGCCUGGGGCCAGCUGAGAUAGCAGGAUGAGCAAGCAGGUAGAGCUAAGGGCCUGGCAACUCUAGGUGACUUUCGGUGGUGCCCGUUGCCAGGUUCCCACAGUCCUCCUAGUGCAGAGGCUUUCCCAGCAGUUCGUGGAUGUGGGCACAGCCCUUGCUGGAGGCAGCUAAGCCUCUGUUGGAGGGGAACCGCAGAGAGCUCCCAUAGGGAAGCAGAUGCUUAGGGAGUUGCCGGUUUGCCACCUCGGCUCUUUUCUGGGUGUCACUCCACCGAGUGGCCCCCCACAGUGAGCUAACUGCAGUUCUGGUCUUCUCAUCCGUUAGGCAGCCCCAUUUGCAAUGGAGAACUAGUACUAACCCAAACCCCACAGAGGAGGGUGUGGCUUUAUCAGGGGAGGGCCAGGACACAUUCUAGAGGAAGGCAGUGGCCCAGCCAGCAAUGACAAAUCCAAGUGUCCCUUAAGUCAACUCAGCAUAAUAUAUGAAUCUACCCAAAAGAUCAGACUUCUUAAUCAGGUGGUGGUGAUGCACACCUUUAAUCCCAGCACUUGGGGAGGCAGAGG
Messenger RNA from Onychomys torridus (southern grasshopper mouse), 2700 nucleotides. RefSeq names its product SH2 domain containing 5 (gene Sh2d5). Lineage: Eukaryota; Metazoa; Chordata; Mammalia; Rodentia; Cricetidae. The transcript has 9 exons. The record is from RefSeq and is a predicted model, not a curated record. Gene Ontology annotation, cellular component: postsynaptic density. Bases 637 to 1938 code for a protein of 433 amino acids.